Messenger RNA from Symphalangus syndactylus (siamang), 1671 nucleotides. RefSeq names its product putative zinc finger protein 735. Gene Ontology annotation, biological process: regulation of transcription by RNA polymerase II. The record is from RefSeq and is a predicted model, not a curated record. Gene Ontology annotation, molecular function: DNA-binding transcription factor activity; RNA polymerase II cis-regulatory region sequence-specific DNA binding. NCBI's taxonomy places the organism in Eukaryota, Metazoa, Chordata, Mammalia, Primates, Hylobatidae.
AUGCGGGGUCAGUAUGUGUGGGGCACAGGGCCCCCGAUGCAGGGCCCAAGAGAGCCCAGAGUGCAGCUGCCCUCCUACCCUGAGGAUGGGAGUGGGCUUUCCAGGGGACAUAAAGACGCCAGGCCUGGACCUCCUGGGCGGGAAAAGGAGCGGGUCCUGAAGGCCUGUGCCCCACAGCCCCAGCACCAGGUGGACUGCAGAGCAGUGGGUGGGCCGGUGGCAGCCGGGGAGAAGCCCCCCCAUCAGCAGGCUGGGUGUCGAGUCCACAGUGCAGCUGACCUGCUCCUGCCUGAGCAUUUCAGCUGUGGCCCGCAUUCUUCUGAGAGCCUGGCCCCAGAGGCCAGUGGACCACCCUGGGGCUCUCACACUCUUCUGAGGCAUUGCAACUGCAAAAACCAGCCCUGUGCAGUGCUGCCUGACAUGGAGUUCCCUCCCCAGCUGCUGGCAGAGCAGUUGACUCUGAUGGAAGGGGAACUAUUGACAUUCAGAGACAUAGCUAUAGAAUUCUCUCUAGAGGAAUGGCAAUGCCUGGAUCGUGCUCAGCAGAAUUUAUAUAGAGAGGUGAUGUUAGAGAACUACAGAAACCUGGUCUCCCUAGAUAUUACUGUCUCUAAGUCAGACUUGAUCACCUGUCUGGAGCAAAAUAAAGAGCCCCAGAAUAUAAAGAGAAAUGAGAUGGUAUCCAAACACCCCGUUACGUGUUCUCAUUUCAACCAAGACCUUCAGCCAGAGCGGGGCAUAAGAGAUUCACUCCAAAAAGUAAUAACAAGAACACAUGGAAAAUGUGGACGUGAGAAUUUACAAUUAAAAAAGUGUUGUAAAAGAGUGGAUGAGUAUGAGGUGCACAAAGGAGGUUGUAAUGAAGUUAACCAAUGUUUGUCAAAUACCCAAAACAAAAUAUUUCAGACUCAUAAAUGUGUCAAAGUCUUUGGUAAAUUUUCAAAUUCCAAUAGACAUAAUGCAAGAUAUACUGGAAAGAAACAUUUGCAAUGUAAAAAAUAUGGCAAAUCAUUUUGCAUGUUUUCACACCUAAAUCAACAUCAGAUAAUUUAUACUACAGAGAAGUCCUAUAAAUGUGAAGAAUGUGGCAAAUCCUUUAACCACUCCUCAAAUGGUACUACACUUAAAAGAAUUCUUACUGGAGAGAAAUCCUACAGAUGUGAGGAAUGUGGCAAAGGCUUUAGGUGGCCCUCAAACCUUACUAGACAUAAGAGAAUUCACACUGGAGAGAAACCCUACACAUGUGAAGAAUGUGGCCAAGCCUUUAGGCGCUCCUCAACACUUACUAACCACAAAAGAAUUCAUACUGGAGAGAGACCCUACAAAUGUGAAGAAUGUGGCAAAGCCUUUAGCGUAUCCUCAGCCCUCACUUACCACAAGAGAAUUCAUACUGGAGAGAAGCCCUACACAUGUGAAGAAUGUGGCAAAGCCUUUAACUGCUCCUCGACCCUUAAGACACAUAAGAUAAUUCAUACUGGAGAGAAACCCUACACAUGUGAAGAAUGUGGCAGAGCCUUUAACUGCUCCUCAACUGUUAAGGCACAUAAGAGAAUUCAUACUGGAGAGAAACCGUACAAAUGUGAAAAAUGUGACAAAGCUUUUAAGUGGCAUUCAAGUCUUGCUAAACAUAAGCUAAUUCAUACUUGAGAGAAACCCUACAAAUGUGAAUAA